ACGAACUAAUUACUUAAUCACGUGAUCGAUAUUGGAAGUAGUACAUGCUGGUACUCACAACAUGCCACGUUUAGAAAGCAACAUAUUUCCUUUAUUCGAUUGAUAGUAUUUGAAAUUGCUUAUAAUCCAUCAUAUCCAAAAUCGUGUGCGGUACGAAAACCUGGAAUUUGAAUCACCUUGAUCGUGGAAAAUGGAUCACUUCCUGGAAACAGAUGUUGUUUUCCCUUUCGUGAUGGCUUAAUCUAUCUUGUUGCCAGCAUUUUCCUUAAAUGCCUCAAUAUCUCCCUGUGUUAUUUCCACUGGUAAACACACACGACAGAAGACUUCCGGCGGAGGACUCACUCCCUACAAUAAGUAUGGAGACGCACUACAUUCCCCACGUUCUGGCUGUUUUAAGUUGUUUAUUACUGAAGGUAUCAACGAUGUUGGAAGCAGAAACAGCAUUCGAUUUAUACGUUCAGAAGUUAUGUCGACGUAAUUCAUCUCUCAUUCUUCCUCAUCCACUGGAAUGCCAGCUGUAUUACGACUGUUCCACGAAGUACAACACUCUCCCGCCAAACCUAAACCAACACAUGAGGGAGUGUCCCUUUCCUGACCUCUUCUCCGUCCAGACCCUGCGGUGUGAGGACUAUAGACACGUGACAUGCGCGGGAAGAGCAGAACACAAAACUGCAUGCGAAUACCGGCUUAAUCAGCUAAACGUCUAUCACGUGAUGUGCACGCUGCAAGAUGUUGAAAGUGGAGGGAUUGGACAGGAAGCUGUUUCUCCGGGAAUUAUGGGAUUACUUGAAAAUUCUGCCAUCGGAAAACAUGAUCUAAAGAGCAAUAACUUGAUAAAGCCAAAAGAGUUGACAAACAGUCGGAUAUCUCUAGAUGCACUUAAGAAAGAUUUAUGUAGCAAUAAAACGCCUUGACUUAAUUAGGAUUUAAAUUGAAAAGAAAAAAAAAUUAAAUGAGUGUCCUGAUAGGACAUGACGCGUUGAAUUUAAUCAAUAUUUGGAUUGAUACCAGUGCGCUACCUUUGAAGCAUAGGUAGUUAAGUACAUUGUAGUUUCAAUUAAAUGCUAAUUGAAGAUGCAAA
Ostrea edulis (European flat oyster) is the source of this 1081-nucleotide messenger RNA. RefSeq lists its product as uncharacterized. Gene Ontology annotation, cellular component: extracellular region. The coding region runs from base 270 to 914 and encodes 214 amino acids. The record is from RefSeq and is a predicted model, not a curated record. The transcript has 3 exons. Lineage: Eukaryota; Metazoa; Mollusca; Bivalvia; Ostreida; Ostreidae. Gene Ontology annotation, molecular function: chitin binding.